This is a messenger RNA of Symbiodinium necroappetens, 1540 nucleotides long. Lineage: Eukaryota; Dinophyceae; Suessiales; Symbiodiniaceae. The record is from the annotation of a GenBank genome assembly.
GCAGUCUGGGAGGCUUGGCAAGAUCUGCCGAGUCAAAGGCUUUGCGAGACGACGAUGGAGCACGACUGCCCAAGAAAUGCGCCAGGAGCCAAUCAGCGCUCUAGGCAAGGCAGGCAAAGACUCCGUCAUUGUCACGGACCUUAUUGCACAGUCUUUCAUCAAAAUCUUCAACAAUGCGUUUCUCAACACCAUUGAGAGGGUUCGAGAACCUCACUUGCUGAACGUUCUGGCAAAUCUGCGAAAUUUCGCAGCCAGAGUUCCUUACAAAUACCGUGGCAGCAUCGAGAAGGCGCUGAAAACAGAAGGCUUCUUGUCCUUCUUGCUCUCCCGGGCUGCAGUGAGCCUGCUCUGUGCAAAGGCCACGCUCCAUCCCCAGUCGGAGUCCAAGAUCUCCAAGGAGCACGAAGAGCUGGCGACGGUGGUCGAGGAGCUCUACAUCGCAGCGAUGCUCCAUGCAGAGGACCAGUGGGAUCUGGAGCUCAAAGCUGAUGGCAAGACCUUCAUGGCUGUGGCCACCUCUUUCGUGAAGCAUCUCGCGGAUCCGGCACCACUGAAGGCACCUAACAUCCAGGCCGCACUACUGGGCCUGGAUGCCAACCCGCUGAUUUGGACCCGGUAUGGUCUCGACCUGCUCGGAAUUUCGCUUGACCUCUCCCUCGGAGGCUCCGAGGGCUCCACACCACAAGCGGCAGAUCGACGCAAGGUGUCGCUGCUGGGAGGGGACUCGCUCUAUGCCACGGCCCAGUGGGCCAUGGCCAAGCUUCACUCCCGACAGUGCCGAAAGCUCAUCGCUCAGACCAUCGCGUCGUACAGCGAUGGCCAGCUCCGAAAGCGGGAGCUGCUCUGGAACCUGGACCUCACGGUAAAGGAGUACCUGGAAAUCGAGCAGGUGGCUGGCGUGGCAGCGUUUUUCGGAGCGUCGACGGCCUGCGCGGCCUUCGUGAACAACGUGAGCGACGAGAUCGCACAACAGAUGGCCGAGUUCGGGUCCGACAUCGGGCUGGUGGUUGGGCUGCUGAAGGACGUGCGGACAGUGGGAAUGCGCAGUGCACUUAAGCUCGGGCGGAUCUCGGCACCAAUCAUCUUCGCCAUGCAGCAGGACGCGCGGCUGCGGGAGCUGCUCGCUCGCCGCCUCAGUGAGGGCGCCUCCGACUUUGAAGAAGCCCUUCGCCGGGUCAAGGAGGGAGGGAUGAUGCCGACCAUCCGUUUGGUGAACAAGCUGGGUUCCCGAGCGGCGGCUCGUCUGGAGUGCCUGGAGGAGAGCGAGGAGAAGGAGGCCUUGCUGACAUUGGUUCGGGGCGUCUCCUGCCUGCCCUUGAUGGAGCAAGCUGGAUCCGAGGCGGUAGAUGACCUCACAGACACCGGGGAUGCCACGGAUGCCCAGAGCCGGAUCUUCGACAUGAAGGUGGCGAACCUGCGUCUCCGUGCAGAGCUCCAGCGGAUCCGCAGCUGCGAGCAGCGCUCACGUGACAGGCGGAGUGACACCAAAGCACAACUCAUGCUUUGCAUGCCUCUGCGGGAUCUUGAAGCAAGUGAUUAA